CCAAACAGCUGACAUAUAUUUUGACUGAGUUGUCACUUCCUUGUGUCUUUCCGCGAGCAAUUGUUAGUUUGGGAAAUUUGUAUUUAAAUGUAAAUAAAUAAUGGGUGGGAAAAGUGGUGGAGAAGAUGAUCCGUUGGCCGAGGAACGAACUGGAACUGUGCGAGAAGUAGGCGGCCAAGCUGUGUGGAGUUUGUCAUCAUGUAAACCAGGAUUCGGCGUGGAACGAUUGCGAGAUAAUUAUAUAGAAACCUAUUGGCAAUCAGAUGGACAACUUCCACAUUUGGUCAACAUUCAGUUUCAACGCAAGACAACAGUAAACCAAAUUUACAUCUACACCGACUAUAAAUUGGAUGAAAGCUACACACCGAGCCGAAUAUCUAUCCGAUCUGGGACUCAUUUCAAUGAUCUUCAAGAAAUUGAAAUUAUUGAUUUAUCGGAACCUACAGGUUGGGUCGUAAUCCCCGUAAAGGAUGGUCGCGAUAGGCCAAUACGAACAUUUAUGAUACAAAUCGCGGUCAUAUCGAAUCAUCAGAAUGGACGAGACACCCACAUGCGGCAAAUACGAAUUCAUUCGCCGGUAGAAGGCAAAAAUUAUCCGUUAGAACAAUACGGUCAAUUUAGUACUGUCGAAUUCCAACAAUACAGCUGUAUUCGAUAGAGCCCUUUUGUUAGUAACUGAUAUUGUACGUUUUCUCAUUAACCGGUGAAUUUUCUAUUUUAAACGUGUUCAUUUUUAGAAACAAAUUACAAUAAAAUUUGGAAGUGUUUGAGUUUCAAAAUA
Molecule: messenger RNA, 781 nt
Organism: Hermetia illucens (black soldier fly)
Lineage: Eukaryota; Metazoa; Arthropoda; Insecta; Diptera; Stratiomyidae
Gene: APC10
Product: anaphase-promoting complex subunit 10
Exons: 3
Coding region: 101-658 (185 amino acids)
Biological process (GO): anaphase-promoting complex-dependent catabolic process; protein K11-linked ubiquitination
Cellular component (GO): anaphase-promoting complex
Source: RefSeq, a predicted model, not a curated record